Soboliphyme baturini is the source of this 387-nucleotide messenger RNA. NCBI's taxonomy places the organism in Eukaryota, Metazoa, Nematoda, Enoplea, Dioctophymatida, Soboliphymatidae. The record is from the annotation of a GenBank genome assembly.
AUGAGUUGGACGAUGUCCGCCGCCUCCAGGGCCAUAAAGUGCGUGGUGGUGGGUGAUGGCACUGUCGGCAAGACAUGCAUGCUCAUAUCAUACACAACCGAUUCCUUUCCUCAGGAGUACGUGCCCACCGUGUUCGACAACUACUCGGCGCCGCUUGUCGUUGAUGGUGUACCGGUGAACCUCGGUCUUUGGGAUACUGCCGGUCAGGAGGACUAUGAUCGGCUACGGCCAUUGUCCUACCCUCAGACGGACGUAUUCAUUCUGUGCUUCAGUGUCGUCGCAUCGGUCAGCUUCGACAACGUGACGACCAAAUGGAUCCCGGAAAUACGUCAUCACUGCCCGGAAACUCCUAUCCUGCUCGUCGGUACGUGCAACGCUACCACUUAG